ACAAACAUGACAGCGGCGGUGAAGGGGCUGGCACGUGACUUGGCAGCUUGUUUUAAACCUCUGAGUUUCACUCUGCCUGGUAUUAGAAACUGCAGGGCGCUCAGAAUACAGUCAGCCCUCCUUGAACGCGGUCAGCAAUGGAAAACACUAGCGAACCAGCCGACCACAAUUACAGCGACUAUUAUUACUACAACUUUGACUUCACUAACGUCUCUGAUUUGAAUAUUACUGAAGCGUGUGACGCCAGCGAGCUCCCUUCCCAGAAGUAUAUCAUCCCAGCGCUGUACUUUCUUGUGUUCUUCACCGGGCUCUUUGGGAAUUUGCUGGUCAUUCUGAUCCUCAGUUCCAAGCAAUCCUGCAAGAGAAGGCUCGUGGAUACUUUCGUCAUCCACCUGGCCGUGGCGGAUUUGGUCUUCGUUUUCACGCUGCCUCUCUGGUCGGUCUCGGCGGCUUACGACCACCACUGGAAUUUUGGAAGCUUCCUUUGCAAGUUCAGCAGUUACGUCAUCGCCGUUAACAGGUACUCCAAUAUCUUCUUCCUCGCGUGCAUGAGCGUGGACAGGUACGUGGCGAUUGUCAAGAUGCUGGACUCCAGGUUCCUACGCAACAACAGGUGCGUACAAAUCACCUGCGGCGUCAUCUGGGUAUCUUCGGUACUGCUCGGCGCUCCAGCGCUCGUUUACAGAAACGUGUCCGCGGACGAGGACGGCAAAUUAAUCUGCAUCGAAGACAGUCGCUCGACCUUCAGCAGCAUCAGCUUGCUGUCCCUGAUCGUCGCGUUCGUGCUUCCCCUGGCCGUUAUCUUGUUCUGUUACUGCUCCAUUCUGGCUAAACUGCGCCGCCACCGCCUGCACCAAAGCGCCAAAACCGACCUGAAACGAAGGCACUCCAUCAAGAUGGUCUUCAGCAUCAUCGUCGCUUUCGUCAUCUCCUGGUUGCCUUUCAACGUCUUCAAAAGCAUCCACAUCGUGUCCAACCUGCGGGAAGUCUCUCUCACCUGCUCCCUCCAAACGGCCCUCAGGUGGGGCUUGGUCAUAUCGUCGUGUCUGGCAUUCUUCAAUAGCUGCGCAAACCCCAUCCUCUAUUUCAGGCUGGACAACUACUUCAGACACCGCGCGAAGGACAUGUGUCUCGUCCUCUUCUCGUCCAGCCACCGCUCUGCUGCGCUUCCCAUGUCCGGCGCGACUACUGACAGCACGGGCUCAACAGUAAGCAGGCCACGCCUGUCUUCCAUCCUUCUGACGCACCCAAAAUGAAUUUCCAGUCUCCAACAUUUUAUAGACAUUUUAUAUUAUAAAAGAAAAAAAGUUUCAGAAGGCUUUGAAGACACAGAGGAUAUGACCUGACUAGUGACAGUUUGGCACUGCACUCGGUGCUUCGUGUAGAUGUGUUACCCACAUCACAGCAGAUUCAGGCGCACUGCGCAAUAUACACAACCCCCUUCCAGGCUCCGGCCGUUUCUUCACAUUUUAAAGUGCUUAGAAAAAAGCAGGACUCAUAAUUGAUGCAUUUAAAUUGAGUAUGGAGUUAUAAAACAAUUCAAAUUUUAGCUUUUGCAAAUAUAUAUUGUUUUAUAACCGCACACAGCUCUCUCUCUCGCUCUCUAUGUAUAUUUGUAUUCAAUUGUGUAAAAUGUUCUUGUGAGAAUCUGUGCAUUAUUUGUAAUAUUUGGGGGGAGCAGUUUUUUUUUCGUGAAGCUAGUGAAACUGAAAUAUUUAUUCAUCUGUGAGGCUAACACAUAAAUGCCAAUUCAUGAUAUAUAUUUUUAUAUAUAGUGAUGGAUUGCAUAAAUUGUAUUUUUCAAGAGUGUGAGUUUUAAAUGUAAAAUUGCAACUAAAGACUUUGUAAUUGUAAAAUGAAAGCCGUGGAAUGCACACAUACCAUUAAUAACGAGUUUGUGAUCCUAUCUGUUGAGUUUAUAUUUUUACAGUUUAGUAUUGGUGACUGUGUUUUAAGUUUUUUUUUUUUUUUUAGCUAUGCAUAUUAAGAUACACAGUGAUAUUUCAGUUUAUUCUUUGUUGAAAUAAUUAUAUUGCAACCCCUUUGUAUUUUUGCAUUUAAAAUGCAAUAUAAUUUUACACGAGAUAGAUGUUGUUCAAUUAUUAUUUUUAUUGAGCUGUAAUGUUUUACACGUGUCCUUUUAAAUAUAUAUAUAUUUAAGUUGCUUUGCAGAAUAUUACAAUUUUAAUUUGCUGAUAUAACAGGCUUUUGCGAAUAUGUGAAAAAAAUCUGCCUUAAUGAUUAGCCUUCAAAUACAAUUAACGUCAAUCACUUUUCAUUUAAGUUGAAUUAACAAAAUAUGUAAUUAUAGCAUUA
This is a messenger RNA of Acipenser ruthenus (sterlet), 2316 nucleotides long. Its product is annotated as probable G-protein coupled receptor 25. Gene Ontology annotation, molecular function: G protein-coupled receptor activity. Gene Ontology annotation, biological process: immune response; G protein-coupled receptor signaling pathway. Gene Ontology annotation, cellular component: membrane. The coding region runs from base 138 to 1256 and encodes 372 amino acids. The record is from RefSeq and is a predicted model, not a curated record. The transcript has a single exon. NCBI's taxonomy places the organism in Eukaryota, Metazoa, Chordata, Actinopteri, Acipenseriformes, Acipenseridae.